Molecule: messenger RNA, 3988 nt
Organism: Cygnus atratus (black swan)
Lineage: Eukaryota; Metazoa; Chordata; Aves; Anseriformes; Anatidae
Gene: CALD1
Product: caldesmon 1
Exons: 16
Coding region: 656-2332 (558 amino acids)
Biological process (GO): muscle contraction; actin filament bundle assembly; angiogenesis
Cellular component (GO): actin cytoskeleton
Molecular function (GO): actin binding; calmodulin binding; myosin binding
Source: RefSeq, a predicted model, not a curated record
GUUCCUGACAGAGGAUUUACUUUCAGAGGCCCUGCUAAGGAUAACCAAAAAAGGGCAUGUAGCAAGACAGUUUUGGCAGCUUGCAAGAAUUUUCGGAGCUUUUUAGGUCUUGGUUUUCUGAUGAGUGGCUUCCUGAGCAUGCCUAGGGAAUGACAGGCAUCUCUGCAGGCAGGCUGAACCCACCUUGGCUUGUGCGUAGUCAUUGGCUGCCUAUUAGAAUAAAUUGAGGACAAUGCAUACUGCUGCCUGCCAAUUGUAAACAUAAGGGAUAUGUAUUCACUUAGCAUUGACUUUUGGGAGGGGCCAAGGAAAGGCUGCAGUUUUAUUGAAUAGGGCUGUGUGUGAGGCUGCUGGUGUGCCUUUCUUGCUGCGCUCCUGCUCAAGCAGCCAGUUAUUCAUUUCCUUCCUACUAGCUGAAAACUUUGCACCUCAGAGUGCCUGUGGUAAUCCUUUGGUUACUCAAAGAAUCCCUUGUGAGCUGAAGAGGCAGCAUCUUCCAGGCUCAGGGACAUCGUAACUGUGAUCACCUCUUGUUUCUGCAGUCAUCAUUUUGAAUUCAUCAGCAUCUGGUUUGUUACUGAAAGGUUCAGAAUAUUUCCUCUGAUUACCUUCCUGUUUGGAUCCUUCCAGAGCUCUGAACACUUGAACACCCACCAUGGAUGACUUUGAACGCCGCAGAGAACUCAGGAGGCAAAAGCGUGAGGAAAUGCGCCUUGAAGCAGAGAGGCUGUCCUACCAGAGAAAUGAUGAUGAUGAUGAAGAAGCCGCCAGAGAACGUCGCCGACGGGCUCGACAGGAGAGGCUGCGGCAAAAGGAAGAAGAAGAUCUAUCAGGGGAUGUAACAGAGAAAUCAGAAGUUAAUGCUCAGAACAGUGUGGCAGAAGAUGAAACCAAACGUACAACCACAAGGGGAACAGAUGAUGAAGCUGCAUUGUUGGAGAGACUGGCAAGACGUGAGGAGAGACGCCAAAAACGUCUACAGGAAGCCCUGGAACGUCAAAAGGAAUUUGACCCAACGAUCACAGAUGGGAGUUUGUCAGUGCCCAGCAGGAGAGAAGUAAACAAUGUGGAAGAAAAUGAGACCACAGGGAAAGAGGAAAAGGUUGAAACACGCCAAGGACGCUAUGAGACUGAGGAAACGGAAACGGUUACCAAGUCAUACCAAAGGAACAACUGGAGGCAAGAUGGGGAAGAAGAUGAAAAAAAAGAAGAAAAAGACAAGGAGGAAGCACAGGAGGACAAACCAAAGGAGGUACCCAUAGAGGAAAAUCAGGUAAAAGACAAGGAUAAAGAAAAAGCACCCAAGGAGGAAAUGAAAAGUGUCUGGGAUCGUAAAAAAGGAGUUCCUGAACAAAAGGCACAGAAUGGAGAACGUGAACUCACUUCCCCCAAACUUAAAUCUACUGAGAAUGCUUUUGGCCGCUCCAACUUGAAGGGAAUUGCGAAUGCAGAGGAAGCGAAGGCAGGGUCCCAGGUAGAGGCUGGAAAGCGGCUAGAUGAUCUGCGCCGUCGCCAGGGUGAGAAUGAGAAAGAGGACUUCGAGAAGCUGAAGGAGAAACAGCAGGAGGCAGCUGUGGAGCUGGAGGAACUGAAGAAAAGGCGGGAGGAGCGCCGGAAAAUCCUGGAGGAAGAGGAGCAGAAGAAGAAGCAGGAAGAGGCUGAGAGAAAAGCCAGAGAGGAGGAGGAAAAGAGGAGGAUGAAGGAAGAAAUUGAAAGGAGAAGGGCUGAAGCUGCUGAGAAACGUCAAAAGAUGCCGGAAGAUGGUGUGUCUGAAGAAAAGAAACCAUUUAAAUGCUUCAGUCCUAAAGGUUCAUCUCUCAAGAUAGAGGAACGGGCAGAAUUUUUGAACAAAUCCGCUCAGAAGAGUGGUAUGAAACCCACCCAAACGACAGCAGUUGUCUCAAAGAUUGACAGUAGACUUGAGCAAUACACUAGUGCAGUUGUGGGCACAAAGGCUGCAAAACCAGCUAAGCCAGCAGCCUCUGACCUUCCUGUUCCAGCUGAGGGUGUCCGUAAUAUCAAGAGCAUGUGGGAGAAAGGGAAUGUUUUUUCAUCACCUUCUGGGGGGACAGGAGCAUCGAAUAAGGAAACUGCUGGACUGAAAGUUGGUGUCUCCAGUCGUAUCAACGAAUGGUUAACCAAGACCCCAGAGAGUAACAAAUCACCUGCUCCAAAACCUUCUGAUUUAAGACCAGGAGAUGUGUCCGGCAAACGUAAUCUCUGGGAGAAGCAGUCAGUUGACAAGCCAGCUGCAUCUUCUUCUAAGGUAACAGCAGCGGGGAAAAAAUCAGAGACUAAUGCAGGUUUGAGACAACUUGAGAAAGAACCGUAGAAGGCUACUAAAGACGCUGGACCAAUCAGUUGGGGAAAAAAAAAGAAAAGAAAAGAAAAAGUGCUAAAUUGUUCUUUUUAUAUUUAUGUUUAUUUACCAAAAUGUCUUUUUGCAUUAUCCCAGUUAAAACCAUGUAUAUUAGCACUGUAUUUAAUAAUCAGUCUAGACAUUCAUCAUAAUAGUACUGCCUUUGCACAAGAGCCUUUAUUCCUAAAGAAACCCAUGCUGUGAAAUAUAUAGACUCCUACUGAUAGUCAUAACUAACUAUAUAUCUGAACAGUGAUUUCAACUGGCAUAAGAGGUCAACCAAAAAUGCAUUUAAAAUGGAGUUGCUUAAGAAAGGUGUGCAGUAAACCUAUAAAAACAAUAGUUACUUUUGGAAUACAGAAGUCUUUCUUUCUGCACUUUAGACUAAGGCAUGGAAGAAAUAUCUUUAGUUGACAAUGUAAUAUUUUCUGUAAGUUGCCCAUGUCAUGAGAAAUACUGCAUCAAUAACUUGUUUUAAUUUUUUUUUGUUUUAUACUUUUUUUUAAGUUUCAAUUUUUCCAUUCUAGUUUAAGUUAAUACCUAAAUUUGGAUGAUUAUGUUAGCUGACAGCGGUACUGAUAUUUCUUUUUGUUGUUAGUGACUAGUAAUUGAUUGCAAUUUAGAAUAUAUACACACAUAGCUUUACAAAGUUUAGCCUAAAGGCACUACUAACGGUAGAAUGCUUUAAUACGUGCUAGAGUAUUAUAUUUAGUAAUAAACAUACAUAAUUAACCAAUAUCACAGCUUAAAAAAGAUAAAGACAAAAUCACACACUUUUCUAUAGUAAGAUUUCUUAAUUGCCAUUAGAGGUAUGGCGAGAUAAGUAUUAAAAAAUUUAAAUGUCAAUUGCCCAGUAAUGGGUAAUUAAAAAGAAAGUUAUAGUUUUUAAAAGAGGAAAAGGUAAUGGUAUAGAGGGUCAAAAAUAGGUCACUUGUAUAAAACAUUGUAGUUUAAUUUAUAUAAAACUACCAUAAUUAAAAAAUAAAAUAAAACUAAACACAGUUGGAGCUUGUUUCAAAUGACUGUACGCUAAAUCUUGCCAUUCAUCAGUGCUGUACACUAGGUCCACCCAAAAUGAAGUAAACCUCUAUCUUUGUACUGCUUCUUCUUAACUCUCUCUCCCGAAUAUCUUAUUUACAGAUGUUUUGAUUUGUAUAUAGUAAACACAUGGCUAUAAGACAUCAGCUUGAUUUGAAUUUACAUGCCAUAGAGUUUAGCAUUUACAUCCUACAGUGUAUGGGUGGCAUAAACUGAGCAACUGAAGUAGCCCCCGAGUGUGUUGUUAACAGCUUCGUCGUGCAUCAAAACUACCAGGCUCUCCCUUUCCACCGCUUCCAUCUCUUACAGCAUCUGACUUCUUCCUAGAGAGAAGAAAGUUAUAUUUUAACCCAAAGAUGAGCUCCCCUGCUUGGCCAAAACAUCUUGUUUACAUAUAGAGAUGCACAUAGUUGUCUGUAAGGGGUGAAACUGUGCCUGAUAUUGUCUAUGCAUUGUCAUGUUUUUUGUUUGGGGUUUUGUAAACACUCUUCUGAGUCUUUCAAAUACAUUUGAUAGUUGCAAUAAAAAUGAUUCAUUCAAACAAUGUAUUCUGAAACUGCAUCCACAAUAAAUGGAAUAUUUCCAUCAGCA